GAGAUGUCCGAUCUUCCAAGGGAGAUGGAGGAGGAGGUGCUCUCUAGGCUUCCGGUGACGUCUCUUAUAGACUUGCGAUCAACCUGCAAAACUUGGAACACUUUAACGAAACGCGAGAGCUUUUUAAAUAGACACGUCUUUGAAGAAGAAGAAGCAGCACCAGCAAAGAAGAAGAAGCGGAGGAAGGUGGUGAUGAUGCAGGAGCAUAGAGUUUACUUGAUGAACGUCGAUCUCCUCUAUCCAUCUAUAGAGCGUAUAGGUAAUCUCGACGCAGAUGGAAUCGACAUAUCUAAUAUCUUUCACUGCGACGGUUUAUUCUUAUGCACCACCAAAGACACCAGGCUCGUUGUCUGGAACCCUUAUCUGGGACAGACAAGGUGGAUCGAACCCAGAACUUCUUACCACAGAUGGGACAGGUAUGCUCUCGGACACGAGAAGAAGAAAAGGCACAAAGUCUUGAGAUUUGUGAAUAACUACGACCCGAGUGUGAAGCACAGAGUUUGCGAGUUUGAGAUCUUCAGUUUAGACUCUAAUUCAUGGAGGGUCAUUGAUGAUGAUUUGACUCCGGACUGGACUGUUUCUUUUCUUCACCGUGGUUUGUCUCUGAAGGGCAACACUUACUGGUACGCUCAAGAGAAGCUCGAUUUAAACGGUCCACCAGAGAUUAAAGAGCUCCCUGAUUUCCUCCUCUGUUUUGAUUUUACAACGGAGAGGUUUGGUCCGCGUCUUCCUCUGCCUUUCAACGCUUUCUUCGGAGACAUUGUGACUCUUUCUAGUGUUGGAGAAGAGCAGCUUGCGUUGCUAUUGCAGAGAUGCACGUCACCUGCAUUCACUGUCAAUAUAUGGAUUACUAGUAAGAUUGAGCCCAAUGCAUGCUCGUGGAGAAACGUGUUCUUAUCUGUUGAUAUGAAACCACUCAUUGGUACUUUGUUUUCGGUGUUCGGUGGGAGUUUCUUCGUUGACGAGGAGAAGAAAGUGGCUGUGGUUCUUGAUAAAGACCGUGGUAAAUCUUGUCCCCCCACACGCAACAUUGCUUGCAUCAUUGGAAACAAUGGAUACUUUAAACAAGUGGAUCUUGGUGAAUCUAUAGGCAAAUGGUGUUACUCAAUUGUGUGCCCGUAUGUUCCAAGCUCAUUGCAAAUCACUAGGCAACUAGAGGAACACACACCCUAAUCCAUUAAAUUUGUAUUCUCUUGUUUAUUUACUCUUUGUCUCAUCUUAGACUCUAUUAAUUUGUAUCUCUGACUAAUGUCGGUUUCUUCUUUUAUCUGAGACCUAUUGAUUUGUAGACAAUUGUUGGUUUCUCGACAUAUCUGAUGUCCAAAACAUAGCAAAUCAAAGCAAUUUUUCCUUGAAAGCUUUCUUAAUUAGCUGAAAAGAAAAGAGUAUCACUGCUCUCUUUAACUAUUCUUUAACCUCUUAUAUAUAUAUGUAUAUUCUACUGUCAUGAUUUGCCCUGUCUGUGUUUGGUGGUUGAGCCAAGAACUCAAUUUUGGACAAACACUGCUUCCAGUUCCAGGGUUGAUUAAGUUUUGGAGGACAAAGCUAAAUGCAAGUUGCUAAUCGCUACAACAAUCCAUUCUUGACAAAAAAAGGUUUUCUGCAAAAAAAAAAAAACGGACUUUAACUCAGUAUACCCUUCUUGGAAUUACUACUAUUAGAAACUACUAAGUAUAAUUAGAAUAUUAAAUUUAUAUAUAUAACGGCCGAACGUUUUACAAGAAUACUUUUUAAAUUAUUAUUUUAACAUGUGCUAUGCGUACAUGUUUUACAUGAAUGCUUUUAUAUUUUUAUUUUAACAUGAACAAAACAAAACAAAUUUUAUAAAACAUAAAAAAAAUUUAAAAAUUAUAUAUAAGAAGAUAAAUGUUUUAAAACUUUUAAAUUAUUUGUAAAUGCUGGAUGGUGUAAUGUGAUAUAUUACCUCAACUUAAUAUUUACUGACAAACAAAAUGUGUUUGUAGAAGAAAAAAAAAGAAGAUUCUUAAACUUUAAUCCUACAUUUUACUUACAAAAUACUCAUGGCUAGUUUAGUUAAUGAAUAAAUCGUUCGUAGCAAAUUUGCUUUCACUUGCCAUGAAAAACCUCAGAAAUAUGUGCUUAGUGUGUACCUGCCACAUGUUAAAAUUAUAUAUUAGCAAGUUUAUAAAACGUAACUGAGAAAUACAUAGCUCAAUUGGUGUGUUUAUUUCCUUUCCCCCUUUAACCGAGUCACCUGGGUUCAAACUCUCUCUGCUACCUGUUUUCCCUUUUAUUUUAGUUUUAAUCUGGGCCAAGCCCAAUUAUGACACUCCUUAAAACUUAUCUUGGGUCCGCCACUGUGCAUAGGGCCUGCAUUGGAAGCCAUCUCCUCAAGAAAGACAGUACGAUCAUAAAUAAUGGUGUAGAACUCUACAAAAAAUACGAUCACUCCUCCAUGUUGUCAACCUCUUUGGUACCAAACUCUGUUUUUUUCUGAACAAGUUGCAUGAAGCGCAUAGAUAAAAUAGAAUUUGAGAAUGGAGCAUCAUCUUCUUAAAACACUUGAAUCUCAAGGACACAGUACUACUACUACUACUACUACUACCAUUUGAAGAAUGAUAAACUCAAAGUUGAGAAUGGAGCAUCUGAUAGACUCAAGAAGGUUUAUUAUCGUAAGAGAAGAGGAAAGGAGAGAGUGGGAGAACUAGAGUUAGAGGAAGAGUGUUGAGAAGUAUUAUGAAUAAGAAGAGAAGGGAGUAACUUCUAUCUGAAGAAGAGUCUUUGCAGUUACAGAAGAGUAGUAUAAAUAGAGUUGUAAUUGAAGAAGUGUCAUUCAUGCUUUUGUGGUAGUUUGUUAUAGACGUCAUGAGUCUGUACAUUCCGAUCGUUAUGAGAUCGGUGAU
Molecule: messenger RNA, 2864 nt
Organism: Brassica napus (rape)
Lineage: Eukaryota; Viridiplantae; Streptophyta; Magnoliopsida; Brassicales; Brassicaceae
Product: F-box/kelch-repeat protein At3g16740-like
Exons: 1
Coding region: 4-1173 (389 amino acids)
Molecular function (GO): protein binding
Source: RefSeq, a predicted model, not a curated record